CAUCCACCUUAUCAUCCAUGUAUCGGGAACUAUACAUUUGGUUGAAGCGAUUACAUGGACCAGCCAUCCUCAACUAGAGAGGCUCGGAGGUCGUAUCAGAGGGCCUACAAGGCGUGUCUGGAGUGCCGGAAGCGAAAAUCAAGAUGUAUCACGCAAGACAACGGCCCAUGUACACGGUGUUUACGGCAAAGGACGGAAUGUGUUUUGGGCGACACACAUCCGCCCAGGCAUCGCCAAAAUGAUAACUUUGCAAUACCACAACGAAGCACUCUCCCUUCAUCGCCGUGGCAAGACCUUCUCACAAACACUUCUACCCAGCAUAGGCCUAGCAGCCACAAUGCUCAGCAGAACACAACGACUCUCGACAGCAGUAGAUCCCAUUUGACUUGCCAAACAUCCUCGAGUCAGGACUCACCAAAUAUCCUAGCAAGAUCUGUUGUGCGUACUGUUAUCUCAGGUGCCAAUGACGCAUUCAAUCUUCUCUUCGAUUUCGCACCCAAUCACAACCAGAUGCCUCGUGAUGAUUUGUUGAAUACAGUGGAAGCUCAAUCCCUAAGUCGGGGCACUGUGUCGCCGAGUGUCGAGCAUCAGAACCAAAGCCUCGAGGUGUCAUCCUUGUCAGCAAUGCGAUCUCCACACCCUCGAAACUACUCUUCCUCGCUUGUGCUAAUAUGGCAGUCCUGCCAUUUCGUUCACAUGGGGUGGCUGACACCACGUGAAGCCAUUCAAUACGUGGACUUAUUUUUCAAGAAUAUGUCCCCACUCUCGCCGGUAUUAACAGAUUUUUAUGCCCAGCACUCCAACCACCUCCAGCUCAUUACACAGGAGCCCAUGCUAUGCUGCACCAUUCUGAUGAUAUCUUCUCGGUACCACGUCUUGCCUGGCGUUGGAAGCGCUGCGAAAGGGUACUUCCUUCACAACCGACUUUGGAAGCAUUGCGAGCAUUUGAUCUUGAGGAUCAUGCUCGGACAGGAGAAAGGAGCUCAGACAAGAGCUCGAUCAGUGGGUUCUAUUGAAGCCCUGCUGUUGAUAAGCGAAUGGCAUCCCAGAUCACUUCAUUUUCCUCCAGAAAGCCAUGGAUGGGACGCAGACCUACUUCAACGCUCUUCACAGGAUCGCGACGUGGAGAUGAAUGAGGCUGACGCUUUUCCAGAUGAGGAGGGGACCAACCCUUCGGCCCAAUGGCUUGAAGAAGUCAUUGAACCGACGAGGAGGUCUGAUCGGAUGUCCUGGAUGCUGCUGGGCUGUGCUAUGUCUUUAGCUCACGAACUAGGAGUUUAUGACCACAAGACGUACUGCAGCAGCACACUGCCACCUCAAACCCGGGAAAAAGAGAUUCAAGAUCGCAAGCGUCGUCUUCAGAAGCUAUUAUACGUUUUCCACACCCAGCUUGCCUUACGCUUAGGAUACACUUCUUCAAUGGCCUCGUCGCUCCACCAUAUGAUCCCAAAGGCGCAUUGUCCGACGGGUCUUCCGUUACCAGAAAGCUUGCAAUGGGACUUGUUCAUGGACGCCCAGAUUGACCUUACUAAACUCUCAAUCUCCAUUUCAGAUGUGUUCUUCUCGUCUCCAUCAUCCACACGAGCGCUUCUCCUAAGCGGACGGUUCGCUCAUCACGUCGACAACUUUCAGAAUCUGUUGACCAGAUGGUACAACGACCAUCUGCAAUCCAACCGCAUUACCGACACGAACCUGGCUCUGACGACGAGUAUAGAAUAUAAUUCAAUGCGAGCAUUGCUGAGCUCGGUUGGCAUGCAAGCAAUCGUUGAGAAGACUCUCGAGAACAAUCCUGGCUUGAUGCCAGAAGAGGCUCGACCAGUGGUUGCAGGAGACUCUGAUUAUGAGUACGUCCAGCAGGUCCUCGACAGUUGUUCGGAGAUCUUGAAGCUAUUUCAAGGCUAUGCGGGGAAAGAUAAUCUUUUCCAACUUCCAUCGAGGAUCGUUUACCGCGUUUUCAUGUCCUCGAUUCUGCUUCUCAAGGCCUUGAGCAUCGGUGUCAGGCAGUCUCAAUUCGACGCAUCCUUAGACAUCCUUAACAGCAGUAUACAAGCUUUAAGGUCGCAACGGCUGGACGAUCUGCAUUGCCUCCCACGGUACGCUGGGCUGCUGGACAUCCAGUUGAAACGCCUCCGUCGCUACUUCGCCGAGUCAUCGAGGUAUCCGUCUUCGUCGGCUGCGGGUGCGACGACAGUCCCCGGAAUGCCGGCAGAUUCUGCAACAACGGCCCGGGAGGCUGAAUCGCAAGCGUCUGAAACGAAUGGGCCUAGGCUAGGGCCUGAGUUGGAAUGGCCAGACUUGAACAUGGAGAACUGGCUGCGACUACCAUUUGAUCCCUCAAUGGCUCCAUUUGACUUGACAGGAUCUCUAUCACAAACGGGGUUAGAUUUGAACGGGCUGGACUUCAUGUGGAACCUCGGCCAUGAAUAG
Messenger RNA from Cladophialophora immunda, 2427 nucleotides. RefSeq lists its product as uncharacterized. Gene Ontology annotation, molecular function: zinc ion binding; DNA-binding transcription factor activity, RNA polymerase II-specific. Gene Ontology annotation, cellular component: nucleus. The record is from RefSeq and is a predicted model, not a curated record. Lineage: Eukaryota; Fungi; Ascomycota; Eurotiomycetes; Chaetothyriales; Herpotrichiellaceae. Bases 55 to 2427 code for a protein of 790 amino acids. The transcript is spliced from 4 exons. Gene Ontology annotation, biological process: positive regulation of transcription by RNA polymerase II; aromatic amino acid catabolic process.